AUGUCGACAUUUGCCUUUUUGCCUCGGUCCAUCAAACAAAGAAAGGCUGAAACACCUGCGAAACAAGAUCAAGUAAGUUCCAGUGUUGCUUCGAUAUCGACACUUGCUGGAGCUCCAAUCGCAAGUGAGAGUCAAUCUUCCAAGAAAUGGAAAGGAGAUGCCAAAGGAAAAGCAAAGGACCCCACAGAUCUUCAAACAUCUUCUGGACAUAAGGCUAUUCUACAUUCAUCCGCAAAGUCUCUUGAACCAGAAGACCUUGCUCGCGUUGUCUGUCUGGCGUUGUCCGAUUAUAAUUUGUGGUCGGACUCUGAUCUGAGGCGGAAGAUUGAUUGGGCAGGUGGUGGAGAGUUUGGCCAAGAAGACAAUGUUUCGAUUGAUGAUCAAGGUGGAAAACUUGGAGAAGAUUCGGGAUAUAUUCCCCUAAGUUAUAUCAAGAAGAAUUCUGCCGUGUUUCUCCAAGCCACCUCGUCCCCAUCUUAUAUCGAGCAACCGGACAUUGCAUAUGUGAAAGCGCUACGAAGUCAUGCAUCCUACCUGGUGGAUGUAAGACUUGUCUUGUCCACUGAUCAAUCAUCCAACUUCGCCCCAGAACGCUGGCCAAGAACAGGAUCUUCCUCAACUGGAUAUGAAGUGAGGCGAAAGAAACCAAUUGCCAACUCAAGAGAAUUCGGAAAGUCGGAAUGGGACAAGUUGACGGUAUAUAUUGAAAAUAUUCCGGUUCAAUAUCGCAGCGUGUAUGGGGUUGCCAAAGUCGUUUCGUCGCUGUUACCAUACUCGGAAUACCCCAUGUCGAAGGUUCAAAAUGUUUCUUUCCCAUCCCAUCAUAAUGAUCGCCCUGGUACAUUGCCCACAUGCAAAGGAUUUGCACUGGUUACGCUAGCUUCGGAUGACGAUGUAAACUUCCUCCUUGAUGAAUGGCCUUGGGAAGAAUCUAAUCAUGACUCCAGCCAAAAGUCCCCAGAGCCCCGUUCCGACGAUCCCAUUAGACGAGAAUCCUCAAAAUUCGGUCUACGUUGCCUCAACAAAAUUCGUUGGGAUGAACUCAAGGCAGAAUAUCUCCUGUACCGACAACAACUCAUCGCAGAAGUUGACGCUGACAACAAGGUUCAAGAACAGAUCAAUAAGAUGUCAUCGAAUAACUUGAAGGUGUCCCAACACUCAAUGCCCCCAGCCAUCAAUAAACCCGACAAAGUUCCAGUAGCAGAACAUCUGGAAACAACUGAACAGGGACAAAAAGACUUUCAGCCAAUUCAUGCGGAAUCGUCGUAUCCUUCUGGGUGCCUUGUCUUCGUACGAAAUAUUCAUCCAGAAACGAACAAAACGUCGCUUCGCGCGUUGUUUUCUCAAUUUUCGCAAAAAGACGAAAAAGAAUUGGCCUUGUCGAUCAACAAGACCGAUGGGCUAGAUUAUGUGGACUACACCAAGGGUUUAGAUUCUGAAACUGGGUUGGACGACAGUGGAGAAAUGCUUUCGUCUACGUCGCAAGAUAAAUCCCCCAAACUUGCAAUCAUUCCUGAAAUGGUUUCUGGCAGGCGGGAAGAACUUUACUGGCAAAAGGUUCCCGAAAGAGUGAGAAGGCAAGCGGUGGAUAAGGCACUGAGUAUCUUAAACGUUGGAGAUGCCCAAACAUUCCAAUUCGAGAGAACGUCCGGAAAGAAACGUCGAAGGCGGUAA
Psilocybe cubensis is the source of this 1674-nucleotide messenger RNA. RefSeq lists its product as uncharacterized. The transcript is spliced from 4 exons. The record is from RefSeq and is a predicted model, not a curated record. Gene Ontology annotation, biological process: telomerase catalytic core complex assembly. NCBI's taxonomy places the organism in Eukaryota, Fungi, Basidiomycota, Agaricomycetes, Agaricales, Agrocybaceae. Gene Ontology annotation, molecular function: telomerase RNA binding. Bases 1 to 1674 code for a protein of 557 amino acids.